Molecule: messenger RNA, 947 nt
Organism: Hypoxylon trugodes
Lineage: Eukaryota; Fungi; Ascomycota; Sordariomycetes; Xylariales; Hypoxylaceae
Product: putative nucleoside-diphosphate-sugar epimerase
Exons: 3
Coding region: 61-777 (238 amino acids)
Source: RefSeq, a predicted model, not a curated record
GCUUUUAUUCAUUUUCACUCGUCCCCGGCAAACGAAAGACUCCGGUUUAAAGCAGCGACAAUGAAGUUAAUUAUCUCAGGCGCAACUGGCUUCCUAGGAACCGAACUUGUGAGACAGUCGAUGAGCAAUAGAAAGAUUACUUCGGUUGUGGCCCUAGCUCGCAAACCAGUCCCUGUCCCUGGAGGUCUUGCGGAAGAUGCCGAUACUUCCAAGCUUAAGAGUAUCGUCGUGGAAAGUUACGACAAGUACUCCGAAGAAGCAAAGAGAGAAUUUGCUUCUGCAGAGGCUUGCAUAUGGACGGUUGCCAUAACGCCGACAAAGUCCAAGAUGUAUGAUUUUGAAGAAGUUAAGCAUAUCUGCCAAAGCUGCACAUUGGCAUCCCUAAAGACCUUGAACGAAUCUGGAAUAUCAAAGCCUUUUCGAUUUUUAUAUACAAGCGCAGCCGGGGUUGAACGAGAUCCAGCAGCCAACACCGUAAGGUUCUAUGCAGAUUACCUACGAUUACGGGGCGAAACGGAAACAAAGGUACUUUCCUUAGCAACCGAGCUGGGGGGCAUCGAGGCAUGCAUUGCCAAGCCGGGGUUCAUUACGGCGACGGGAGACAUCGGAAGAUAUAUCAUGGGUGUUACAACAAAGUGGAUAUUUGGAGUUCCUUAUAUAAACGUUGCGGAACUUGCGACAGCCAUGCUAGAUCAGGCCGUUAAUGGGUUCGAAAAGGGGACUCUGAUGCCCGAAGAUUUAUCUAGGGUCGCAUCGAACAUAUCGCAGAAUCCCUGAAUGGGAAUAGUACGUAUACCAUGAUGAUGUAAUGAAAAGGGGGCGUAUAUGGAUAUGUGUGCAAUUAUAUUUCUUAAAAUAUAUGUGGUAUUUAUACUUGAUUGGCACUCAUCGGAUCUCUAGACAAGUCUCUUCUCUAUAUAGCAUCAGCCGACAAAUCUGCUACUACG